This is a messenger RNA of Penicillium psychrosexuale, 264 nucleotides long. RefSeq lists its product as uncharacterized. The record is from RefSeq and is a predicted model, not a curated record. Lineage: Eukaryota; Fungi; Ascomycota; Eurotiomycetes; Eurotiales; Aspergillaceae. Bases 1 to 264 code for a protein of 87 amino acids. The transcript has a single exon.
AUGGAUGUUGUCUCGAUGAAUUUCACCGAGCAAGUGUGUGGAUUCGACCGACCAGCUAUCAAAUCUCUUGUUAUAUUCGAUCUCCAAGUUACGAUUCCCCAUGUAGCCAGUGCUGUGGAGUCGAGUGCAAGACUGAGAAUGUGGAUGCCUCGUAACGAGCAUCCAAUGGAUGACACCCCCCUGCGGCUUGCAAAUUUGAAGAUGGAGUUCAUAGUGACGACCGUGAUCGUGUCGUCGGUCACGAGGUGUGCUGUGACCCUGUGA